This is a messenger RNA of Magallana angulata, 559 nucleotides long. RefSeq names its product 40S ribosomal protein S24-like. The coding region runs from base 68 to 466 and encodes 132 amino acids. Gene Ontology annotation, cellular component: ribosome. Gene Ontology annotation, biological process: translation. The record is from RefSeq and is a predicted model, not a curated record. Lineage: Eukaryota; Metazoa; Mollusca; Bivalvia; Ostreida; Ostreidae. The transcript is spliced from 6 exons. Gene Ontology annotation, molecular function: structural constituent of ribosome.
UGAAACUUACUUUCACUUUAGAACUUCCGGUUAGCGUCCUUUUCCGGUGUUCGUAGAACCAUUCAACAUGAGUGAAGGGGCGGCCACCAUCCGAACAAGAAAGUUCAUGACAAAUCGUUUGCUAUGCAGAAAGCAAAUGAUUGUAGAUGUAUUGCAUCCAGGCAAAGCCACAAUUCCUAAAACAGAAGUUAGAGAAAAACUGGCCAAAAUGUACAAGACCACGCCAGAUGUCAUUUUCUGCUUUGGAUUCAGGACUAAGUUUGGAGGAGGCAAAACCUCAGGAUUUGGUUUAAUUUAUGAUAGCUUGGACUUUGCCAAGAAGUUUGAACCCAAAUACAGAUUACAGAGACAUGGCUUAGUAGAAAUUAAGAAAACUGGCCGAAAACAAAGGAAAGAGAGAAAGAAUAGGCAAAAGAAAGUCAGAGGGACAAAGAAAGCAAAAGUGGGAGCAGGCAAGAAGAAGUAAAGCAGUGAUGGCCAUGCUGGACAGUAAACUGGAGAUGGUGGAUGCUGGGAGCUGGACAGUUGUCUUUAUCAUGUAAUAAACUAUUGUCCAGAA